Molecule: messenger RNA, 2103 nt
Organism: Desarmillaria tabescens
Lineage: Eukaryota; Fungi; Basidiomycota; Agaricomycetes; Agaricales; Physalacriaceae
Exons: 9
Coding region: 362-1984 (540 amino acids)
Source: RefSeq, a predicted model, not a curated record
CAGGCACGCCGGACGCAAGGAUACAGGUAACUGCACUACGAAACCCCUCACCUUGUCAUGUUCGUUAUUAUUUCUCAAACCAGCUACGCGCCAAGGGCUUUUGAAGCGCUCGUUCUGCGCGAGGUUAUAUCCCAAUGCUAUACAGUUAACAUUCUUUAACGAUGACGAGGACGACUAGCUCGAAGGGGUCCACUCAAAGGUCUCUACGGACACCAUUUAGCAAGGAAAUACCUGGCCCUCCAAGAUUUGCUUCGUGGCGGUGGGGACGCGGAUCAAAGCUCGUUUGAUCAUGCGUCCGUCCCUGAGCCCCAUGUCGUGAUCUGUGGAUACGGCAGCCGUUCUUGCUCUCUUAUCCGCAUGCAUGAGCUCCUUCCACUUGAAAUCGCUUUACACAUUUCUUCAUAUCAACAAUGAUAGCAAGAGCUCGCUAGAAGCCAUUUCAAACGAACCAUCACCAAUAGAGAUAGGAAACAGUCUUUCUAUCCCUCUGAAGACCGAAAAUUCUACAGGCUCUCUGAAAAUCUCUGGCGAUAUAAUCCCCGACGAUGUAAUCUUUGAGAUUGCAAGGCAUGCAUCUCCUCACAACGUUCUUCAAAUGUGCUUGGCGAAUCGUGCUACAUAUGACCUACUUAAGCCUAUUCUGUACUCGUCAGUUGAUCUAAACUCUACCGAGUCCUGCCGGGCGUCCUUGAAGCUGUUCUCUCAACGUCCUGAUAUCACCGUCUGGAUACAAGAGCUCAUCUUAAGACCUAGCCACGGGUCUGGAUGGGCGAAGAGCUCCGAAACAAAGAUAGACGAGGACUGGGUAUCAUCUGUGGUCGAAGAGAUCAUAUCUAACGGACACCUGCGCGGCCUUACUUCCUUUCUAUGGGACGGAAUGGAGAGUCCUAGAGAUUCAUUGUGGACCGCAUUACGACUCGGCUGUCCACAUCUUCGAACCUUAGGCUCAAGUGUCGGCCCAAGAACCCAAAUUGUGAAUCCGGAUAGCGAUAUAUUCAACUUCAAGGAUCUCAAAGGUUUCUCUCUCUUUACUCAGCGGUUGCAGCGCUGGACGAGUUACACCGCGCAGCAGAAACUUCCCGUGCAGAUGUGGAAUAUGCUUCUUAUUCACAGCCCCCGAUUACAGUCCCUGUACAUCGAUGGCACCUGCCAUCUUUCUCAGCUCUGGGAAGUACGACCUAUGUUAACAGGCCGCUGGGAUCAGCUUCGGAGCUUUGCAGUAGGGAAUAUAUUCCCCAUCGAUGUUCCUAUUCAGGAGAGUAUCACAAUGAUGUCAAAUUUCCUGGAGAAUCAUUCCACACUGGAGAACGUCGCUGCUUUGGGGUUCAUGUCGUUUUCACACCAAUCGCUGAUAUCUCUUUCGAAAUUUCCCCAAUGGCACUCAUAUAGAGGCAAGCUACUCCAGUUGAAGAACGUUCCCAUUGAAUGUUCGCUAAGAAAGGUUGUGUUAAUGGAUUGGUUCAGUCCUACUGUUAAGUUAAACGAUAUUCCAAUUCUAGCUUCAAUCACUAGUCUAUCCAUUUGCGUCAACUUUCUGGAUAAUAGUAAAGAACAGUCGAAUUUUUUCUACCGUCUUCUCAGCACUUGUUGGAAUCUCCAGCACCUGGACGUCUCCUGCACGUCAUCGGUACUACUCACUAAUUUCCUCGGUUCCCUCUACCUCGCGCCACAGCUACGUUCUUUCGUGCUCACUAGGCCCCGGAAAGUGAAUGAAGAUGAUUUUACAAAGGCCGCGAUGCGUACGGCGCGAACACACCAUGGCUUACGCGAGUUUACAUUCAGGGAUGUGAAUCCUUGGGACCAUGUGGACUAUCUCAACGGGACAUUCAGGACGAAGAACAUAGGAACGUAUGUCGUUGUACGCGAUGAGGUUUCGCUGCCAUAUGUUCGAGCGCGAGAGGCCGGCGUCAAUGCUAUGGGUCGACGCUACAUGCGUUCAUUCAGUCGCAAUCUUCCGGCAGGUUCGAUGUUUCCUAUAGUUUAAUGGUAUCUUUAUCGUUAGCAUCUCGUAUGCAUACGACCAGCACAUGUUAUUAUGAGAGAUGAACGACAUAAUAAUGCCUCGCGGAGACAGGUGAAUCACGUGCCGUGUGACUAGACGCG